Messenger RNA from Chrysemys picta bellii (western painted turtle), 888 nucleotides. RefSeq names its product complement C1q and tumor necrosis factor-related protein 9B. Gene Ontology annotation, molecular function: protein binding. The record is from RefSeq and is a predicted model, not a curated record. Lineage: Eukaryota; Metazoa; Chordata; Testudines; Emydidae.
AUGUUUGAGCUGGAAAACCAUGAAUUCUCUCUUUUGGAGGACAGCUACUUUCAAGGGCAUCCUGGAGUCCCCGGGAACCCUGGACACAAUGGCUCACCUGGCUGUGAUGGAUGAGGUAGAUCAAAGGAUGACAAAGGGCAUACAGGAACUGAUGACAGAGUUGAAGAGAAGGGAAACAAAGGAGAUCAAAGGAGAGGAUGACCUGGGCAACUGGGACCAAAUGGAAUUGCUGGAACUGUACAGGACAAAGGUCAAAAAGGAGAGCUCAGACUGUCUGAUAAUCCAGGAGUUCAGGGGGAAAAGGACUGGAAAGGGGACAAAAGAAACAUAUUGCUAUUAAACUUCCCCCCUGCCCAUAUUCCAAUCAAGUUUCACAUGGAGAUGUAUAAUGCAAACCAUUAGCCAAACCCAGCUACUGGGAAAUUUACCUGCAAAUUUUCUGCGGUUUACUAUUUCACCUACCACAUCACUGUUUAUUCAAGAAAUGUAAGAGUAGCUCUGGUUAAAAAUGGGAUCAAGAUGCUACACAUUGUGUGUUACUCAAUUCACUCAGAGUUACACACUUUACUCCUCCUGAACUGCCUGGGCAGUUAGGAAUCAAAAACUAUCAGACCCUCCCAGUUUAGGAACACCUCCCUCCCCCAGCAUCUAUCACUGUCAGCCUCCCACCUCCACCAACCUUCCCAGCAGUGAAAACGAUCACAGAGGUAUACUUAAAUAGAAAAGGGAUUUUAUUAAUAAACCACUUAAUAGGUUUAACACAACAGAGGCAUGAAGCCUGAACCCAAACCCCAAAACAAGAGUGGACAACAGAAAGUGUCGCCAGGAACCCAGGAACCACAGCUCAAGAACACCUCCGACAAGGACAUCAGGAACAAUGGUAAGUGA